UCAGAGCCCUCCACGAUCCAUGAUCAAGGGUCCUUCCUGAAGCAUGCUCGAGAAACUUUCGGGUGGAAACAGAAGACCGCGCACCUCUCUCUACGCUGACAGAGGAUUGAUUCAAUAAACAUACGAGGGCAAUGAGGAGCAUGCGGAGGAGGACAAAGGUCCGACCGAGGAUGGCGACUAUCCCCGGAUACUCAUGGGUAGACUGUAUUUCUCAUUCGAAGAUGUGUUAUCGCCCGGAAUUUUCCCGCUCGGCGGUAUCCGACUGGCCUACCCGAUCGGCGUAGUGAGGCGCGCUGGCCCCUUACAUCCUGGACAGGGACGAACUCCAGUAUCGUUCUCCGCGUCAGGUAUAUGGCGAGCGAGGAAGAGCCGGUACGCUCCGAUCUGGCAGUUCUUCACGAGGCUGAGUCCAGACAACGCUCAAUGUAACCAGUGCGCGAAAAUUGUGAAAACUCCGAAUUCCGGAACGACCGGUCUGCUGUUCCACCGGAAGCGUCACUUAGCGGAAGAGCUUGCUCCUCCGAACUAUUGAAGAGCGUGGUUCUUCAUCGAAGUCACUUCUUGAUCUCUGGAAGCAUCACUUCCUCGGCCCUGCCGAUUGAAAGUAAUCCGAAGGGAUGCUUUCACGGAGGAGUGGAGGGUGUUCCACGGU
Messenger RNA from Galendromus occidentalis (western predatory mite), 652 nucleotides. RefSeq lists its product as uncharacterized. The transcript is spliced from 3 exons. Gene Ontology annotation, molecular function: DNA binding. The coding region runs from base 194 to 532 and encodes 112 amino acids. NCBI's taxonomy places the organism in Eukaryota, Metazoa, Arthropoda, Arachnida, Mesostigmata, Phytoseiidae. The record is from RefSeq and is a predicted model, not a curated record.